AUGAUACUAUUGUUUGUAUUAUACAUUACUUUAUGUAAAUCAAUCACACUUGAGUCUGUUGACUGGAAAAAAGACCCACAAUCAGAAGUUGUUUAUUCAAUGACUCAUGAUGAAGAAUCAGAAUAUAAAUAUACAUAUGUUCUUCAUUAUACAGCAAGUAGUUCUAAUGGAAAUGCACUAAAAAUUGAUUGUCUUCAUCCAUCAAUUUCAACAACUUCUAUUAGUGUUUCAUCAUCAGAAGUUUCACGACCAAGUAUUGCUGCAUCUUCAAAGAAGUUAUUUUUCUUAAAUAAUAAAAAUUUAGAAAUAUUUGAUAUUACUAAAGCUACACCAGUAUUAGAUAAUACUGUUUCUGUUAGUGGGAUUGAUGAAUAUUCACCAUUAGCUGUUAUUGAUAGAGAAUUUAUUGCAGGUAAAAGAGAAGUUUAUGCAGUUGUAUGUAAAAAUGGACAUUUAACUGUUUAUAAUGAAACAUUACAAUUAGUUAAAGAAUAUGAUAAAGCUUGUGGUAAAUAUAUAAGUGUUGGUUAUGAUUAUCUUGCAGUUAAAAACACAUCAAUGGUAGAACUUUAUUCAAUUUCUACUGGUGGAAUAUUAACAUAUUAUAAAUGGUUUAGUAUUGGAGAUAAUAAAACACAACUUUAUGAUUAUGAUCCAAUGGUUAUGUCACAACAUGAUGUUAUUUAUAAUGUAUUAUCUGAUGUUGGAAGAAUUCAAGUUAAUUCUCCAAGUAGUUCAUUUAGUUCACCUGAUUAUAUUGAAAAUGUUAAAAUUAAUGGUAAUUCUUCAUCAAUAACUCCAAUUAAUACUUUAUAUGCUCCAAUGAUUUCUACAUAUGGUUCUUUUGUUGCAAUUGGACUUUUUGGUUAUACUGAAGGUUCAAAAGAACGUGUUGGAGGUGUAAAAAUUUUCUUUGAUAAAUAUUUAACUUCUACUGGUUCAGGAAGAUUUGCAUUAGUUUAUAAUUCUACUGGAACUACUACUUAUGGAUAUGCUGGAUAUUCAAUACAAAUGAAUAAUAAAGUUCUUUAUCUUGGAGGAAAAUCAGAAAUCCAAACAAAUGGUGUAUUAAAAGGAGUUUCUACUGACAUUAGUAAUUAUACUGCUAAAUAUUGUAUUGGUGUAAAUUGUGAAUGUGAUGUUGGAUACUUUUAUUCAACAUAUAUGAGACAAUGUUAUCCUCAAAUUGGACAAAGUACAGCAAUUAUAGUUACAGUUUGCUGUUUCUUGUUGUUCUUCAUUAUUAUUGCAAUUAUUGGUGUUUUAUUGGCUUAUUACAUGAAAUCUAAAGAACAAAAGAAAGAUACUGAUGACGAAGAUUAUCAACAUGACGAAGAAGCUAAUCCAAUUAUCGAAGACGAUGACGAACCUCAUUUAGAUGGAUUCAAUGCAUAA
Entamoeba dispar SAW760 is the source of this 1395-nucleotide messenger RNA. RefSeq lists its product as uncharacterized. The record is from RefSeq and is a predicted model, not a curated record. The transcript has a single exon. Bases 1 to 1395 code for a protein of 464 amino acids. NCBI's taxonomy places the organism in Eukaryota, Evosea, Mastigamoebida, Endamoebidae.